This is a messenger RNA of Closterium sp. Yama58-4, 3138 nucleotides long. The record is from the annotation of a GenBank genome assembly. NCBI's taxonomy places the organism in Eukaryota, Viridiplantae, Streptophyta, Zygnematophyceae, Desmidiales, Closteriaceae.
AUGAAGUUUCUCGCGACGACGCUGGAUGGCUGCGACGUGCUGCUGGGACGUGAUUGGCUGCGACGACACAACCCCGUCAUCGACUGGACAACGGGAUCGUGCUGCGUCAGCAAGCACGAGGGGCUAAUUAAGUUGCCUGCAUGGACACCUGACUACAUCCAAGCCCCGUGCGUCAAAGCCAUCACCAUCGCCCACCACUUCAACAGGGGUGCGCAGCUGUUCGCCGUCUGCUUGCGCGAGUUGGCAGUCGACACCGACGGAAAGGACAUCGAGAAGCUGUGUGCAGCUGUCCCUCCGGAUUUAGCGGAGCUGAUUCGACAGUACCCCGACAUUUUCCCGGACGAUCUACCACUUGGGCUACCACCCGAGAGACCCGAAGACCAUAAAAUCCAGCUGGAACCUGGCGCGCAACCUACUGUUCGGACACAGUGGCGGUUGACCCAGCCGGAACUCGAGGAGCUACGCCGACAAAUUGACGCACUGUUGGAGAAAGGCUUCAUUCGGCCGAGCACCUCCCCGUUCGCGGCACCGAUCCUGUUCACUCCGAAGAAGGACGGCGGGCUUCGCAUGUGCAUCGAUUAUCGCGCGUUGAACCGGGUGACCAUCAAGUCUCGCUACCCAAUCCCACGCACCGACGACCUUCUCGAUCAACUUCGCGGCGCUCGCUACUUCUCGAAAAUCGACUUACGUGGCGGUUACCACCAGAUUCGGGUCUUCGCCGACGAUUGUCACAAGACCGCGUUUCGUACACGCUACGGGAGUUACGAAUUCACGGUGAUGCCUUUCGGCCUCACGAACGCGCCUUCGACAUUUCAACUGACCAUGAACAGGGUUUUUCGGGAUCUUCUAGACCGAUGUGUCAUCGUCUAUUUGGACGAUAUCCUGAUUUUUAGCAAGACACGGGAGCAGCAUCUCCGCGACCUGGACGCAGUGUUUAAGCGGUUGCAGGAGAACCGCCUCAUCACCAAGGGCUCUAAGUGCGAGUUUUUUAAGCAGGAGUUGGAGUUUUUAGGGCACGUCAUCUCCCGCGACGGCAUCAAAAUCGACCCGGCGAAGAUUAAAACCAUACAGGAGUGGAAGGCCCCGACUAAUGUCACGGAGCUUCAGAGUUUUCUGGGGUUCGUGAAUUACGUCAGGCGGUUUAUCCCGAAUAUGGCGGGGAUAACCGGCCCGCUGACCGACCUGCUGCACAAGGACAAGAAUUUCGUGUGGGGGGAGGAGGCAGAGGCGGCUUUCCAGGAGCUCAAGAAUUUUCUCGUUUCCCCUCCUGUGCUGCGCAUCGCCGACCCAUCGAAGCCGUUCGAAGUCGUAACCGACGCCUCUGAUUUCGCCAUCGGAGCAGUGCUUCUCCAGGAUUUCGGGAACGGGCUGCAGCCGAUCGCCUACGAAUCACGCAAGCUGCAAGCUGCCGAGCGCAACUACCCGAUCCACGACAAGGAGAUGCUCGCCAUAAUCCACGCGUUUAAACUGUGGCGCUGCUACCUGGUGGGCGCCGACGUCACUGUGCGCACGGACCACAAGUCCCUACAGUACCUGCGAGCUCAACUGAACCUCAACCCGCGACAGAUUCGGUGGCUGGAUUACAUGGAGAGCCACUUCACCUACCGCAUCACGUACAAGAAAGGGGCGAAUAACAUCGCCGACGCCCUGACCAGACCGACCGUACAAUCCGCUGCUGUACUGAUAACCCAUUCGAACCCGCUACUUACAGGACUAUUCACCCACGGCUACACUACGGACCCGUUCUUCACGACAGGAAAUCAUCAGCAGGCCACGACGCAGAAGGGGGAUUAUUACCUAAAAGCCGGCACCGACAGGAUUUGGGUCCCCGCUUACCGGCUGCUGCGUGAACUCCUCAUACAAGAGGUCCACGAUUCGAACUACUCCGGACACUUUGGGGUUGAUAAAACCCAGAAACUACUGCACCGUCAAUAUUAUUGGCAAGAUUCUUCUAACGACGUGCAGCGUUAUGUGUCCUCAUGCAGGGUGUGCCAAGCAAUGAAAUCGACACGUCAGCGACCAGCUGGGCUGCUGCAACCCCUCGAGCCACCCGAAAGACCGUGGCAACAGGUGACGAUGGAUUUCGUCACGGGGAUGCCAGCUGGGCCGUCCGGCAACGACGCUGUUCUCGUCGUCGUCGAUCGCUUCACGAAAAUGGCGCACUUCGCACCAUGCCGAACGACAAUCACAGCCGAAGAAACUGCGCGCCUCUUCAUCUCAACGGUCGUGCGACUGCACGGCAUCCCUUCGGCGAUCAUCACCGACCGGGACCCGAAGUUUACAUCCAAGUUUUGGAAGGAGACAUGGGCGCAGUACGGCACGAAGCUACAGUUCUCAUCGGCAUACCACCCACAGACGGACGGACAAACCGAGCGAACCAACCAGACGAUGGAGCAGCUGAUACGGACAAACUGCCCCGACCCCGCACGAUGGGAAGAUUCCCUCGCCAUGUUGGAAUUCGCCUUCAACAACGCACCGUCGAGCACGACUAAUCACUCCCCGUUCUUCCUGAAUUACGGGAUGGAUCCGACGGUUCCCACGGCAACUUCGCUCGUCAAUCCGGUCCCGCGGUCACAAACUUUUGUGAUGGAACUUCAAAACAUCCACGAGAAAGCCGCAGAUGCCAUUCGCAAGGCGAAUACCACUUCCCGCAAAUACACCGACCUUCUACGCCGGGAACUCGUCUUGACUACUGGGCAAUUAGUGCUCCUCGACACGAAGAACCUGCACCUGCCCGGUCCAUCGAAGCUACGGCCCCGAUUUUGCGGACCGUUCAAGAUUAUCAAGAUGGUGACACCUGUCACUGCGAAGCUGUUGCUCCCGGAAGACAGGCGAAUUCAUGACGCCUUCCACGUCAGCCUGCUUCGCAAGUUCGUGCCAGCCACGACCGACAUCGCACGUCAGCAAGCUGCCCCGACAGCUCGACCUGUCCCGGAGCCGAUCCUCGAUCCUUCAAAGAUUCUCGCCCAUCGGGUCCGGCUUGACGCAGCUGGCCGACACGUGGAUUUCCUAAUCCGCUGGACUGAUCGCACCAGUGAGGACGACACGUGGGUGCCAUCCGCCUCGCUCGACGCCUCGCCACUUGUUGGUGAUUACUUGGCGCGCAAGCGUGUUUCGGAUAUUGACCGCCUUUCUUAA